GUCUGAAGUGAAAGUGAAAAUUGUCAGUACAAGGAGGGGUUAAAGUAUCAACAGGAGGAGCUAUCCAUCUCCACUGGGAACAAACGCAGAGCAGAGGUUGUUUGUGCAAGAUGGAAUCUCCAGCUAGUUUCACGGGGGGAGAAGCUUAUCAGAAAGAUUUUGACCCUGCAGCGUAUUUGAAAACCUACUAUUCCUUCGGUUCCAGUCAUUGCCAAGGGAAUGAAAUUCUGGAAUUAAACCUGAGAAGCCUGUUUAAGAUAUUCAUUUCAGGUGGGGUGAAAGGCGACACCCUGAUUGACAUCGGCAGCGGCCCCACCAUUUAUCAGCUCCUCUCCGCCUGCGAGAACUUUAAGGAGAUCAUCGCUUCGGACUAUACCGACCGGAACCGCCAGGAACUGGAGAAAUGGCUGAAGAAUGAGCCAGGAGCGUUCGACUGGACUCCAGUGGUGAAAUACGUGUGUGAGCUGGAAGGAGAUAGGGAAAAGUGGGCUGAGAAGGAAGAGAAGUUGAGAAAGAAAGUCAAGCAGGUUCUGAAAUGCGAUGUGUCCAAAUCCAACAUUUUGGCCCCUGCGUCUCUGCCCCAGGCCGACUGCCUGCUCUCCGCACUGUGCUUGGAAGCUGCCUGCAAAGACCUGAACAGCUAUCGUGCAGCACUGAAGAACAUCAGUUCUCUGUUAAAGCCAGGAGGCCACUUGGUGAUGGUGAUAGUCCUGAAAGAAACCUACUACAUGGUAGGCCAACGCAGGUUCUCCUGCCUCUACCUGGAGCGGGAGUCGGUGGAGGAAGCCCUGAGAGAGGCCGGGUAUGAUGUACAAUGUAUGGAGGUGACUCCAAACCGUUCCCAACGCACAUUUUCAGAUUUUGAGGCUGUGCUGAGUCUGGUUGCGUGCAAGCGGCCUGCUUAGUCCUCCUGAAAAUGAGCAAGAAAGAGCCUUGGCGCAAGGGAAAGGGCCGGGCUGGCCUUAGGGAAAAAGGCGCCUGGGGCAAACUUGUAUUUUGGCUCUGUGAGGGGCAGGGAGUUGUAGGGAGCGUGGAGCACAGGGAGCUGGGGUGGGGGCUUCUCAGAGCCAAACCUGCACGUGAUUUUGCAUUGGCAUGUGCAUUAAUCAAAGAAUGUAGAAUUGAGAGAUAGGACAUGUGACCCAAGGACCCCUUGAUGCCAACUGGCAGAUGGCCCCAGGGUACAUAGGUGUAGAGGGAUCUCCUGGGUUCGUCAAAAGGGGUCACGUAAGGUCUCUAAUGAAGCCUGUGUCACACUGAUCGUCAUAAUCAUUGCAAGAUAUAUGUAUGGAAAACAUGUGAAUAGUUAUGGAUCUAUACUAAAAAUGAUGUUCCCUAGGACUGUGAAUUAAGGCAGGCCACCAGGUGAUCCACAUACCUCUGUCAUGCAAGACAGAGAUGCGUAUGUCACGCUGGCUCAUCAUGUGCAAACUGAGCAUUGUGUGGUUCCCAAAGGACACCCAUUUACAAUCUGAGCCAAAUGCUAAUCAAUUGAUUGCAGGGGCUUCAGGAAAAAUAAGCCAGCAGGGGUUAUCUUGAUUAGGCAUAAGGCAAUGAACUUUUGAAACUAUAUCGGGGGUGCAGAUGAACCUCCAGUUAUUCCUUCAGUCUGUGAGGACUGCCAGCAGGAUUGAUUUGAUGAGAAGGGAUCUCAGCUAAACUGGUUGAAAAUUCUGAGAAAAGGAUGUGGGGUAAGCUAUCUCGUAGGAGAUAGCGGAAUGCCUGGUUAGGUGAGUGCCGGCUCUAGAAAACACGUUAUGAUUUUGUUUGAUAUGUAACCACUGCUUUGCAAUAUCCUCACUUGCUGUCCUUGAAUCUCUGUUUUGAUAAUAAACUUAUUCCUGUUUUCACUCUGUGUAUAUAUUGAAGUGUGUUGAGUUGAGUGGUGAUCCUCAGUUGAAUCUUGCAAGCUGGUGUGUUUUUCCUUUAGGGAGUAGCAGCUCAGAGUUCUGUAACUGUUCAGUGGAACAUGGGCUGGGCGUACCAGAGGCCAUUCCGAGAACUCAGCGGGAGGUAUGUGCCCAGCGGUAAUCUGUACUGAGACAGUGAGGCCUACGAAGGGCAGGAAGGCAGUGCUUCUGCUGCCGGAG
Messenger RNA from Chrysemys picta bellii (western painted turtle), 2090 nucleotides. RefSeq names its product nicotinamide N-methyltransferase-like. Gene Ontology annotation, molecular function: N-methyltransferase activity. Lineage: Eukaryota; Metazoa; Chordata; Testudines; Emydidae. Gene Ontology annotation, cellular component: cytosol. The record is from RefSeq and is a predicted model, not a curated record.